GAAUACACCUUCACAGAAUAACACUCGAUUGCGAUCAUAUGCGUACUAUUAAUAAAAAUUUAAGAAACGAAAUAAAGUUGAAGAUAAUGAACAAGUUUGGUCAGAGAAUAUCCUUGAACAAAUUGUACGAAACAAUACUUCGCCAAAUCGUAUACAAUGUCAAAACGAAUUUGAACAAAACAACGAUUUAUUUUACUAAACGAAUGAAGGAUGUGAAAGAAAGUUACACAGAAGGAUUAUCUACGUUUAGCAAACUGAUCCAGGAGCACACGCAAAAAUUAAGUUUUGUGACACUUUUAAUAGAGGAAGAAUCGAAACUCCAAAAGUUGAAGCAACACGUCCCAGCAAAUAAGUCGCAGUUGGAAGAGAACUAUAAAAGCGAUAUAAGGAAAUUGAAGAAAAUUUUUGAAAAUCAAAUGCAACAGAAAUAUUUAUACCAAAAUAAUAUGAAGAAUCUUACAUUAAAAAUAAAAUCAUAAUGUGCAAUAUAUAUAGUUUAGAAAAUUACUUUUCCCAAGGGAUAAAGAUAAUCACAUUAAUUAAAUAAAACAAUAAGAGGUAAAUAUAUACAAUAACGGACCCAGCCUCAAUGACCUUGACCUUGAAUUAUAUUGUAGAGGUCACCUCCCUGAGUGACCUUCAAGAGGUUUUAGUCGUCGCUCGUUGUUUAUUAAAAAGUUAUUAACAAAAGAAGUUUAAUAAU
Molecule: messenger RNA, 703 nt
Organism: Ooceraea biroi (clonal raider ant)
Lineage: Eukaryota; Metazoa; Arthropoda; Insecta; Hymenoptera; Formicidae
Source: RefSeq, a predicted model, not a curated record